Molecule: messenger RNA, 1435 nt
Organism: Nelumbo nucifera (sacred lotus)
Lineage: Eukaryota; Viridiplantae; Streptophyta; Magnoliopsida; Proteales; Nelumbonaceae
Product: eukaryotic translation initiation factor 3 subunit H
Cellular component (GO): eukaryotic translation initiation factor 3 complex; cytoplasm
Molecular function (GO): protein binding; translation initiation factor activity; metallopeptidase activity
Source: RefSeq, a predicted model, not a curated record
GUUAGGAGUCUCUCUACGAAUUAGGUCCGAUCCGAUUUAUCGCCGUUGGGUUCCUCAGCGGAGAGAGUCUCGGACAGGCGGAGCCCUAGAACAAGAGCAAGAGCUUCACUACGUUCCUCUGAAACUUGGAACUUUUCUCCGCACCAGAAGAGGCUGGAAAUGGCAAACCCCAUGGCUCGGUCGUUCCUCCAAGUUGCGGCUUCAGAGGAAGUCGCUUCGCCGCUAAGAGUAGUUCAAAUCGAGGGACUGGCCAUAUUGAAGAUAAUUAAACAUUGCAAGGAGUUUUCUCCCGCAUUGGUUACUGGGCAGCUUCUUGGUUUAGAUGUUGGUAGUGUUCUGGAAGUAACCAACUGUUUCCCCUUUCCGAUUCGGGAGGAAGAUGAGGAGAUUGAAGCAGAUGGCGCCAACUACCAACUUGAAAUGAUGAGGUGCUUGAGAGAGGUUAAUGUUGACAAUAAUACUGUUGGAUGGUAUCAGUCAACAUUGUUAGGAUCUUUCCAGACGGUGGAGUUGAUUGAGACAUUUAUGAAUUACCAGGAGAAUAUAAGGCGGUGUGUGUGCAUUAUUUAUGAUCCAUCACGGUCAAAUCAAGGAGUUUUAGCUCUCAAGGCCAUGAAGCUCACAGAUUCUUUCAUGGAUCUUUACCGUAACAAUAACUUUACUGGGGAGAAGUUGAGAGAGAAAAAUUUAUCGUGGGUGGAUAUCUUCGAGGAAAUACCUAUUAAAGUUUCAAAUUCUGCACUUAUCAGUGCCUUCAUGACAGAGCUGGAGGCCGAGACACCAGUUUCCCAGCAGUGUGAUUAUGAUCGUUUACAAUUAUCAACCAGUCCAUUUAUGGAGAGGAAUGUAGAAUUUUUGAUUGAAUGUAUGGAUGAUUUAUCUAUGGAACAGCAGAAAUUCCAAUUUUACUAUCGGAACCUCUCCCGUCAACAAGCCCAACAGCAGGCAUGGCUUCAAAAGAGAAGGGCAGAGAACAUGGCACGUAAAGCUGCAGGAGAAGAAACAUUGCCUGAAGAGGAUCCUUCAAACCCCAUCUUUAAGCCAGUUCCAGAGCCAUCACGAUUGGAUAGCUUUCUAAUAACAAAUCAAAUUGCUAACUAUUGCAAUCAAAUCAAUGGGGUUGUGGGUCAGAGCUUCAACAGAUUAUAUCUGAUGAAGGCUUUACAAGAGAAUUGACUAAAGCGAGCUAAAGCCCAUGUAGAGGUAUUUGUUUUGAGUUGGGGGGGUUCUACAUUGUUGCUGGAAGUGGGGCUUCUACAUUGUUGCUGGAAAACAGAAGUUGAACCAUCCAGCAAUUUGGUCUAUUGUAUGGUUUUAGCAGAUUUUAUAUACCAGCAUUAGUAGGUAAUUGAGUUCGUAGGAAACGAUUUUUUGGCGAUGGCGAGUCAUCAAUCAUAAUUUUAUUUCUCUGCACAAAAUUAUUGCUUUGAGUUCA